Messenger RNA from Ceutorhynchus assimilis (cabbage seed weevil), 2250 nucleotides. The record is from the annotation of a GenBank genome assembly. Lineage: Eukaryota; Metazoa; Arthropoda; Insecta; Coleoptera; Curculionidae.
GGUCGUACUCAUUAUAUAAAAAGAAUGUGUCUCCCUAAGCUUCUCCGCCACACUGUCAUGAAUCAUAUAACAUGUAGUGACGCCUAUAAAAUGGUAUAGAAGCUGCCUAUUCUAUUGCCCAAGGCUUGUUAUCUUUUUCUUUUAUACACAAUAAAGUGAGCUAGAAUAAUUUCAAUAGGGAUCUUCAGCAGUCAAUAUAACCAAACCGUCAAUAUUAAGUUGUUAAAAAGAAUUUUGCAACUUUUAUGGAUUUAAAAAAAAGGAUUGCAAUAAUAAUAAUGAUAAAACCAAAUGAGCUUUGAUUUUUGAAUAAUAAGAACAUUGUAUAAAAAUAAAAAACUUAAUUAUUACAAAUAUCUAAAAAUCAAUAAAGAAUCAGCUGGUGACUAGAAUGCAAUAUAUGCCUAUUUCAUUGAUUGUAUUUCUCUUUAUUUACAUCCUUUGUUUUACUACUAAUUUUCAUUUCAAAAUAAAGCUACCAAAAUAGAACACAAAAGUGACUAGAAUCUAAACAUAAAUACAACUCAAGUAAAUACCAAAUAACUAAUAAUGUGUGAAAACUACAAGGACAUAUUAUUAGAUUCCCAUUCAUUGAAACAAAAAUCAAUUUCCCAGCCACCUCAGCAGAUGAAUAAAGAUAAUCAUCUAUAUUUUCUAUUGUUCCUAAUAUGGAUUGAAUUUACAUGCUUUACACUAUAAUGAAACACAACUCUGACCGAGUUAGAUAAAAAUGUACUCUCGUGAAGAUGACGAUUAUUCUACAAAAAUUGAAAGAAUCAUUGGAGAAAAUACUGAUUUGACUAGGGAUUUGGAAUAUUGGAUGACCAAAUUGCCUGCCAGCUUAAGAUCAUUGCCAAUUAUUUAUUUGGCUAUUCCAGGUUCUCACGAUAGUUUUACAUCAAACAUUACAAGCUCUAGCGAAAUAUCUCUGGAUUCUGAAAAAAUAUUGCAAGAUUUGAAAUGGCUCUUUUGUGUAAAAGUUGUUAUGGCAAAUUGGACCAAAACUCAAAAUCUUAUUAUUAAUGAGCAAUUGAAAGCUGGAAUAAGAUACUUUGAUUUGAGAAUUAGUACAAGAAGGCACAAUGAUGAUUUGUACUUUUGCCACGGCCUUUAUUCUUGUAGAGUUGAGCCUGUUUUGCUGGAGAUUGGGCGUUUUUUGGAAACACACACUCAAGAGAUAGUUAUUUUGGACUGCCAGCAUUUCUACGGAUUCACUCAGCAAACACACGGUAAACUAAUGCAAAUGAUAAUUAAAACUUACGGCACUAAACUGCUUCCCUAUUCUGAUCAUAUGGAUCACUUAUCAUUGGAUUAUAUGACUACACAAUUUAGAUAUCAAAUUAUAAUAAUAUAUCGGUCAGAUGCUGCCAGAUUUGGACAACCUUUACUUUGGCCAUCAGAUAGUUUUCCAACUCCCUGGGCUGAUACUAUGGAAUCCAAUACUCUAUUCAACUUCUUGGACGAUGCUAUUAAAGACAGAACCGAUCAUGUUGGUUUUAUUACUCAAUGUAUUUUGACUCCUAAACUUUCAGAUAUUCUUGCAAAUAUUUUUACUACAUUAAAACAAAAACUAGCCAUAGACUUUGAAGAUUUAAGAACGGGUUGGAUAUCGAAACAAAUACCAGGACGUGGAGGUGUCAAUAUCGUUAUCGGCGAUUUUGUUGAUCUGGCAGACAAUUUAUUUACUAGAGCUGUGAUAAAUUUGAAUAUUAAAUUACUAAGUGACCUUCCUAGGCCUUUAAACACUACUAUUAUAGGUGUUAAUGGCCUUAAAAGAUAUUAAAAUUUGCUGUGCCAUAAUGAGUGAAAAUAUUCUAAAGAGUUGAUUUAGCACUGGUUAUAAUAUUGCAAACAAUUAACUAGUAAUUAUUAGUAGUAAGAUGUUCUCUAUUAAUAUAUUUACUUUAUUAUUUCAUCUAAUUUUUUACAGCCUAUAUUAGGGGGGGUUCUGAUACACAAAAUUUACAUAUCUCAGGGAAAAUAUAUGUUUCAAUCUAAAUCUUUUGGACGUCCAAUAAUAAAUUGAUAUUAUUUUGUUUCUGCAAAUUAUUUCUUAUCAUAACAAAUAAGGUGUUACUAUUUGUAGGAAUAUAAAGCAUAUCUUAAAUAUUUAUACAAAAUAGUAGGAUAUUGGUAAAUUCUUGUAAAAACGUAUUUUAAUAUUAACUUUUUUUGUUUUUGUAACUUCCUUUGGACAAUCUUUUUUGAGCAAUAUUUUUAAACUAUUUUUUACUGUUAGGUUCCUUUUUU